Molecule: messenger RNA, 639 nt
Organism: Arctia plantaginis
Lineage: Eukaryota; Metazoa; Arthropoda; Insecta; Lepidoptera; Erebidae
Source: the annotation of a GenBank genome assembly
AUGCCUAUCCUCAUUGGUUUUAAUAAUGAUGAAGCUCACUUUCUGCAUAUGUCUUUAGAAAACGAACAUUACGAAAAUGAAAAUUUACGGGAUAGCCUGGCAUUGGAAUUCAAUCUUAAUGCCAAUGGAUUUAAAGGAAUGGAAGAUAUAGUUCGAAAUUUUUAUUUUGGUGAUGAGCCUAUGAGUGCAGCAGUAAAAAGAAAUAUCAUUGAUUUCGAUUCAGAUUUUAUGUUUAUCUCCCCAGCAUACAGAAGCAUUUCCAAAUAUUUAGAUUAUGGAGUUGGAAAUAUAUUUUUUUACGUUUUCUCAUAUUCUGGAGAAAGAAAUUAUUUCAAAGACUUCUUUAAUUAUACUGGUGCGACUCAUUCUGAUGAAUUGGGUUAUUUAUUUGAUAUAUCUUAUAUGAAGGAUAAGCCCGUGACACCUGAAGAUCAAGUUAUUAUUAAUCAGAUGACAACAAUGUGGGCUAAUUUCGUCAAAUUGGGUACCCCUGUACCGAAAACAUCGGAUCUGCUUGAAAUUCAAUGGGCCCCCAUUAACAAUCAAUCACAGAGACCUUACUUGAAUAUUGACUUGCAACUGUCACUUCGGAGGUCGGCCUUUCCAUCAGCGAGCAACUUUCUGGGAUCUCUUCUAUAG